Molecule: messenger RNA, 3377 nt
Organism: Chiroxiphia lanceolata (lance-tailed manakin)
Lineage: Eukaryota; Metazoa; Chordata; Aves; Passeriformes; Pipridae
Product: alanine aminotransferase 2-like
Exons: 5
Molecular function (GO): L-alanine:2-oxoglutarate transaminase activity
Source: RefSeq, a predicted model, not a curated record
AUGCAGACUUUUGGUCUUGAAAAUGGAAACAUAAUGCAACUGCAGUUUUGUUCCCAGCUGGCCACAAUUGCUCCUAAUCUAAAACAGCACAAUGUGUACUCUGAAGGAUGCCAGUUCCAUUCUUUCAAAAAGAUUCUUUAUGAGGUGGGACCUGAAUACUAAAACAAUGUUGAGCUGGCCUCUUUUCACUCCACCUCUAAGGGAUACACGGGCAGAUGUGGCUGCAGAGGAUGUUAUGUGGAGGUCAUUUACUUGCACCCAGAAAUUAAAGGACAGCUUGUUAAGCUGCUUUCUGCUCGCCUUUGUCCCCAAGUCACAGGACAAGCAGCAAUGGAUAUUGUAGUGAAUCUUCCAAUACCUGGAGAAGAAUCUUAUGCACAGUUCAUAAAGGAGAAGGAGUCUGUUCUGAACAAUCUUGCCAAAAAAGCCAAACUAGCAGAAGACAUGUUUAACAAGAUACUAGGCAUUCACUGCAGUGCUCUUCAAGGAGCUAUGUAUGCUGUCCCACAGAUCUUUAUUCCUUCCAAAGCCAUUGAGGAAGCAAAGGCUCAUAAAGUGGCACCUGAUAUGUUCUAUUGCAUGAAACUUCUGGAAGAGACUGGAGCAUGUGUUGUACCUGGAAGUGGAUUUGGCCAAAGAGAAGGAACCCACCAUUUCAGAAUGACCAUUCUUCUUCCAGUAGAGAAGCUGAAGAUCCUACUGGAGAAAGUGAAAGACUUCUACAUAAAGUUUCUUGAAAAACAUGAAACUACUGUGGCUUUUUCCCCCUCAUCCCCUCCCCUUCAAAGGAAAUGAAGGCAAUGAACAAAGAUGUGCUGAGAAUGUGCUGUUCAUCUAAUUUAACUAAAUUCAAACCAGAUAGAACCAGUCUCAGAUACUGCUACAACUUAUUGGACUAUUAACGUUAAUGUCUCGUAUAGAAGACAUUGUUACACCAACCUUUUUUUUUUUUUAAUGUGAAGAAAGUGGUGAGAAGAAAGACUCAAUAAAUGUUUUUGUGCCUUGAUUGGAAGUUACAUUGUGGACUUUUGACUCAAUAGGUUGGGAAAGGGAAUUGCUCAUUAAAAUUAUUACUGUUAUGUGGGGUUUUUUUACCAAAUGGAAAUGCCAAGAUAAAUUGUUUAGCUAGGGAUAUGUUCCCCAUCCUAAAAUUCUACUAAACAAAAACUCAAGCCCCUACAUUAUAGGUAUUAUUUGGUUUAAUUUUUAUUGUUAUUAAGUGUGAAGUCUUCAAAUCUGAUUAAGGAUGUAGGUAUACCUCAUGCUUAUUUAAAAAUCUUUGGCACAUGUGUGCAGAUACCUCUGAAAUUCCGCUAGAAAGAAAUCCUGCCAUCACAGCAUAAUCAGGAUGGAAUAUACAGUUUUGACCAGAGGAGUGAAUACAAUGUCUGCUUGAACCCUAUUUUUAUGAAACUGAAACAUAAUGAGGAAUAUAAUCUUCUUCUUCAUGUGGUGUUCAGCACAAAAUCCCAGCACAAGAGCGCUGAACAUUUCCUCUCAUAACAACUCCAUGAGCCUCCUGUUAACUCACUUCUUUUAUACACAUGGAACAUAGUAAGGUACUGUUUCAAAGCAGAUGAGAGCACAGUCAGUCCUUUCAGGUGGGCUGAAACAUAACACACUUCCAGAACCACUCUGUUUAUGGAGAACAUUUGUUUGGAAUCACAUGACGGAGCCCCGCGGUGUGGCCAAAAUCCAGCUUGAACUGGCAAAGACUAACACAUGUUGUUACCAGGGGAAAUGCUGGGGGGGAUUUCUAAUGAAGGAAAAGGUCUUUAAAGGAAAAUGUCUUGCACCAAGCGUAAAGAGAAAUGAUAGUACAGCUGACACUUAAAUCUUCCACAGUCAUACCACUGGCUGAAUGACCCUGAGUGCUUAUUAAAGCCUGGCUCAACGAGGUUGAUAUCUAGGAGUACAGCUGUAUGACUCCACUAAUCUAUGCCAGUUUCCCUGCAAAACAAAGGACAGCUUCUGUUUCUCUAGAGCUGGAAGCUGGACACCUCCUACUAGCUCUGAUAAAGGCUGAAGAAACAGAGCUUCCAGUAUUCAGAUGUGAAAGCAUUAGCAUUUGUCAGGCUUUGCCUCAGCAUUUACAGAGUUUAUUCAUUAAGAUAUCACAUUUAAUCCAGUCAUUAAGUUUAAGUUAUUAUUUAGAAGUAAACUCAUUUUCAUGUCUAUUAGCACUUUGUUAGGCUGCCUCUGUAGCUGGUUCAACGUCCUCUGCUGGUCCAAGUUGCUAAAGCCAAGGGCUACAGAAUCACCAUAUGGAUAAAUCUGUGCCAAUUUAUUAUGUGUGGAAGACAAGAGGUAGUGCCAAUAACUGUCCUUGCAAGAGCAGCUACCAGUAUGACACAGUGUUAGCAGUGGGUGUACUUCUCACAGUUCCUUACUGAAGUCUGUGAGAACAAUUUAGUCCCUGUCAAUCACCUGCCAGUGGUCCCAGGUUCAUGGAUGGAAAUGGCACACUGCUACAGAGAGUGACUGUGGAGGCCUGGAGAAAAAUCAUCCACUUAUCCUUGGAGAAAUGCACCUGUGGGAGGACAGCAGACUGAGAAUAUUUAUGCUGCUACUAUCCAUUGAUAAAUACAACCUUUUAUCUGUUGGCAUCCUUAAUGUGCACUAAUGAAACAAAUCCAGAAAGCAAAACCAUAGCAGGAGAUCAGAAUAUUGAUGUAAAAAUAAGACAAACAGCACUUUCCCAUUCUAGGAAUGUGUCCAAAUGAGAUCUGGCUUUGGACUUGUAAAGCAGUGUAGACUGAAAAUAAGAUCUAAUGAUGGGAGUUAGGAUAUUUUUUUUUAUAUUUUUGUAACUACAGCUUUUUCAUGAGGUAGUAUUUGUAAUCUAAUAAGUCAGUAGAUUUUAUAUUUGCCUUGCAUUUGCACCUGAUACUUCUGGAAAAAAAUGUAAAUGUUUACAAGUUUCUAAUUUACAGAUAUUUAUACAUUAUUUAAGAUAAUUUACAGAUGUGAAAGGCUUUUUGUUUUGUUGAGACAGCAAUUCUUACACUUUAAAAUCAAAAUAUAAUGUCAUAAACUGAGUUUUUUCUAAACAUUCUAUUAAGGGGCCUUUUAUGUCUGUGACAUUAUAAGGGAUAACAAUUUUUUCUUGGUGCGUCUCAUGUGGAAGGGUGGUGAUUUCUACUGUCCAUCCACAAUAUUUAUAUGUAUUAUGAUAAGGUUAAUGUGCAUUUUUGUGGAACAAUCCUGUAAAGCUAAGAAAAGAGGCUUUAUUUUCCAUGUCUUUGAAAUCUUUAAUUAAUGACAGACAAUCCUUACUUUCAAAUGCAUACUUCUAGGUUUGAUCUUCCUACAGGUGCUCCUUAUAACAGUACUUCAGAUGUAUGAGACUUCCAAAUAAUAAAGCAUGUUAAAAAAAG